AUGGCGAACAUGUUUGGAGCUUUGAACAGAUUCAUCUCGCGCCUGGACGCCGAUCCACAAGCUCAGAAGCAGACCGGAGGGUACGACACGUACGGAUUCCAGGUGCUUCGCAACACCAACCCAGAGCUACCCCUGGAGCCAUGGUUCGACUCAAUCAUUGGCAUCAAUGGCCGCACCAUCGAUAACCCCGAACCCAGCCUCUUCGUUCAAGAACUGCGCAACUGCGCCGGAACCAACAUCAGCUUGGGAGUCUACAGUGCCAAAGGACAGCAGAUCCGCGAAGUCUUCAUCUCGGUCCCUGCAGACAACUCGCCGCUAGGGCUCGCCUUGCAGUGGUCACCGCUCACAACAACCGAAGCCGUCUGGCAUAUUCUGGACGUCAUCCCCAACUCGCCUGCCGACGUCGCUGGCCUGCUGCCCUACAGCGACUAUGUUAUUGGAAGCCCGGAAGGCCUGAUGAGAGGAGACAGUGGACUUAGCGAGCUCAUUGAAGACUUCCUCAACCGCCCACUCCGCCUGUACGUCUAUAACAACGAGUACGAUGUUACUCGCAUGAUCACCAUUACACCCACAAGAGGAUGGGGUGGCGACGGUGCAUUGGGCUGCGUCUUGGGCUUCGGAGCCCUCCACCGCGUGCCUGCUCCCCUGAACGAACCCGCACAAGCACCUGGAGAGACACUCUUCGAAACAGCCCGUUUCAGCAAUGAAGAGCCUCGGUCGACGCCGACUCCAGCUGGCGACUUCCUCGUACCCGCCAAUAUGAAUCUCAGUGCCACGACACCACCUGCAAGCAUCGGCAUGGGCGGAGAAAAGAGAGGUGCUAGGAAACAAAGAGUGCAUCAUGCUAUAUCCCCCACUGGUGGUCUUGAUGACUAUUUCGCCGAGGGAGAGCAGAAAAGUCGUGAGUUGGACAAUGCUCCUACGCCAAAACCAACUUCAGGUCUGCCACCUCCACCGAAGGCAGGUGGCCCACCGAGAGCCACCAAAUCGCCUGCCGUUGAAGCAGCUUCGGAAAAGCUCGAAGCAGAAGUCGGGGACGCAUGA
Aureobasidium melanogenum CBS 110374 is the source of this 1044-nucleotide messenger RNA. Its product is annotated as GRASP55/65 family protein. Bases 1 to 1044 code for a protein of 347 amino acids. Gene Ontology annotation, cellular component: Golgi apparatus. NCBI's taxonomy places the organism in Eukaryota, Fungi, Ascomycota, Dothideomycetes, Dothideales, Saccotheciaceae. Gene Ontology annotation, biological process: Golgi organization. The record is from RefSeq and is a predicted model, not a curated record. The transcript has 3 exons. Gene Ontology annotation, molecular function: protein binding.